GAUCCAUAAAUCAACAAAAAUUCAAUAGGUUAUGUUUAAUGUUUAUAAAAUUUGAUAAAAUCCAAUGAAAAAUUAAUUAGCUUUAAAAAUGAUACACAGUUUAUUUAUAAUUAACUCACAGGGUGAUGUUUUCCUAGAGAAACAUUGGAGAAGUGUGAUCUCCCGUUCUGUUUGUGAUUACUACUUAGAAGCCCAGCGUGAGAAUGCGAAAGAUAUCAAUCCUGUGAUUGCAACUCCACAUCACUACUUAAUUUCCAUCCAACGAGCCGGAGUGAGUUAUGUUGCUGUGUGUAUGGAAGAAAUUCAACCUCUUUUUGUUAUUGAAUUCCUACAUCGCAUUGUCGAUACAUUUCAAGAUUACUUCUCAGACUGUACAGAGUCAAUCAUAAAAGAAAAUUAUGUAAUUGUUUAUGAGCUUUUAGAUGAAAUGCUUGAUAAUGGUUUUCCUUUGGCAACUGAGAGCAAUAUUUUAAAAGAACUUAUCAAACCCCCAAAUAUUUUGCGUACUAUAGCCAACACAGUAACAGGAAAAACAAAUGUAAGUGAGGUUCUUCCUUCAGGACAACUGUCGAAUAUUCCAUGGAGACGAUCUGGAGUGAAAUACAAUAAUAAUGAGGCAUAUUUUGAUGUUAUUGAGGAGGUAGAUGCAAUAAUCGACAAAUCUGGGGCCACUGUGUUUGCAGAAAUACAGGGUUAUAUUGACUGUUGUAUUAAGUUAAGCGGUAUGCCUGAUUUAACUCUAUCAUUCAUGAACCCCAGACUAUUUGAUGAUGUCAGUUUUCAUCCUUGUGUGAGAUUCAAACGAUGGGAAGCUGAAAGGGUAUUGUCAUUUAUUCCACCAGAUGGAAAUUUUCGAUUGAUAUCUUACCAUAUUAACACACAAAGUGUGGUAGCAAUUCCUAUUUAUGUCAGGCACAAUCUGUCAAUAAAAACUGGUGAGCAAGCCAGACUGGAUUUGACAGUUGGGCCUAAACAGACAUUAGGAAGAACUGUAGAAAGUGUUAAAUUAGAAGUAUUGAUGCCAAAAUGUAUUCUUAAUUGUAUUUUAACUGCCAACCAAGGCAAAUACAAUUUUGAUCCAGUGUCAAAGAUAUUGCAUUGGGAGAUUGGCAAGAUCGAUGUGACUAAGUUGCCUAAUAUAAGGGGAACUGUGACAAUUGCGAGCGGUACAAAUACGGCAGAGAUAAAUCCAUCUAUAAAUGUCCAUUUUACAAUAAGCCAACUGGCUGUGAGCGGCUUAAAAGUCAACAGACUGGACAUGUACGGGGAAAAGUACAAACCAUUUAAGGGAGUGAAGUACAUUACCAAAGCUGGCCGUUUCCAAAUUCGGAUGUAGAAUAAAUUGUAAGCUUUAACUGAGUUAUUCUUUACUUUUUAAUAUAUCGUCGGUUUCUCGGAAAUCU
Sitophilus oryzae (rice weevil) is the source of this 1403-nucleotide messenger RNA. RefSeq names its product AP-3 complex subunit mu-1 (gene carmine). Gene Ontology annotation, biological process: intracellular protein transport; endocytosis. Gene Ontology annotation, cellular component: cytoplasmic vesicle; clathrin adaptor complex. The record is from RefSeq and is a predicted model, not a curated record. Lineage: Eukaryota; Metazoa; Arthropoda; Insecta; Coleoptera; Curculionidae. Bases 89 to 1336 code for a protein of 415 amino acids. The transcript has 9 exons.